Prorocentrum cordatum is the source of this 432-nucleotide messenger RNA. The record is from the annotation of a GenBank genome assembly. NCBI's taxonomy places the organism in Eukaryota, Dinophyceae, Prorocentrales, Prorocentraceae.
AUGGCGUGGACCCCGCCCUUCGGCGGCUGGAGCGAGCAGUUGCAGCUGUGGGACUUCCGAACGAGUCGGCUGCUGUCGUCCCCGCCCUGGCGCCCUCAGGCCGACAGCGGCGAGCUGGCGCAGCCGUGCAUGGUGUACGCCGCGCAGUUUUCGAAGGGUCCCGAGUCCGAGAGCGUCGCUGCGGGCGGCAGCGGCUCCUGCGAGGCCCAGCUCUUCGACCGCGACAACGGCAAGGUCUGCGGCUGCGUGACCGGCCUCACCGCCGCCUGCUACUCGGUGGACUUCUCGCACGGCGGCUCCAUCGCGCGCGGUCGGCUCGGCGGCCCUCGAGGGCGGGGGGCGUUCCAGGCACAGCCAGCCGACCGCGGCCCCGUGCUUGCCGUCGGCGGCGGGGGCGGCUGCGUGCGCGUGGUGGACAUCUACGCCGCUUGA